This is a messenger RNA of Psammomys obesus (fat sand rat), 1470 nucleotides long. It is a transcript of the gene Sirt4, whose product is annotated as sirtuin 4. The coding region runs from base 36 to 968 and encodes 310 amino acids. The transcript is spliced from 5 exons. Lineage: Eukaryota; Metazoa; Chordata; Mammalia; Rodentia; Muridae. The record is from RefSeq and is a predicted model, not a curated record. Gene Ontology annotation, molecular function: NAD-dependent protein lysine deacetylase activity; NAD+ binding.
AGCUAGUCCCACUGUUGGGUGAGGAUUGUGGAAGAAUGCGAAUGACUUUCAGAUCAACAAAGGGCCGUUGGAUCACCCACCUCAGCCGGCCGUCGUCGCAUGGAUCCACUGGGUUAUUUGUGCCGCCCAGCCCUCCUUUGGACCCUGAGAAGAUCAAAGAGUUACAGCGCUUCAUCACCCUUUCCAAGAAACUUCUAGUGAUGACAGGCGCAGGAAUCUCCACCGAGUCUGGAAUCCCAGACUACAGGUCAGAAAAGGUGGGACUUUACGCCCGCACUGACCGGAGACCCAUCCAGCACAUGGAUUUCAUAAGCAGCGCUCCAGUCCGCCAGCGGUACUGGGCCAGAAACUUCGUGGGCUGGCCUCAGUUCUCCUCUCACCAACCCAACCCAGCACACCGGGCUCUGAGCAACUGGGAGAAACUUGGGAAGCUGCACUGGUUGGUGACGCAGAAUGUGGACGCUUUGCACUCCAAGGCGGGGAACCAGCGGCUGACAGAGCUCCACGGAUGCAUGCACAGAGUCUUGUGCCUGAACUGUGGGGAGCAGACUCCCCGCAGGGCACUGCAGGACCGCUUCCAGGCGCUGAACCCCCGUUGGAGCGCUGAGGCGCAGGGCGUGGCCCCCGACGGUGACGUGUUCCUCACGGAGGAGCAGGUUCGGAGCUUUCGGGUCCCGUCCUGUGAACGAUGCGGCGGCCCUCUGAAACCAGAUGUCGUUUUCUUUGGGGACACAGUGAAGCGAGACAAGGUUGACUUUGUGCACCAGCGCGUGAAAGAGGCUGACUCCCUGCUGGUGGUGGGAUCGUCCUUGCAGGUGUUCUCUGGUUACAGGUUCAUUCUCACCGCCCGAGAGAAGCAGCUCCCCAUCGCCAUCCUGAACAUCGGACCGACACGGUCGGACGACUUGGCCUGCCUAAAGCUGGACUUCCGCUGUGGGGAGCUGCUGCCUUUAAUAGACCUGCAGUGACUGCAGUCUGACGUUCAGAGGCUGGAAACGGACGUUGAGUCCUGCUGCUAAAGAUCCCUGGUGAUUCUUCCCUUUCCCCUCAAACGAAUGGAAGCUUACUGACUGCGCCCGACAGGCGGUGGCAGAGCAGUGUCUCCCAAGGCUGCACCCUCCUGUUCACAGACCCGCUGUGCUGCCCCAGGGCAGUUGAGAGCUGCUGCUCCCACUCCCACCAGGAAAGGCUUUUUCAAAGCUGCUGCUCUGGGUGGCUAGCUGUGUCACCUUCCUUAUCAUAUCAGCAGGAAGAAGAAGAAACCCCUGGGAAGUACCAGAAGCCAGAAUGGUCUGGAGGGCCGACCUUGAAGCCUCACUGAUCCAGGGAAUAACCAGGAAGGCAUUUAUAAUUCACUUAUAAUUCCAAAUGGUUGUGUCUGACUGAAGAAGCACUUUGAAAUUUUUGACAGCGUGAGCGAUAACAAAAAUGGUUUUUUAUUAAGUAAAUAAAUUAUUUUUCAAUAGCGUA